Molecule: messenger RNA, 678 nt
Organism: Saccostrea echinata
Lineage: Eukaryota; Metazoa; Mollusca; Bivalvia; Ostreida; Ostreidae
Product: PE-PGRS family protein PE_PGRS47-like
Exons: 2
Coding region: 1-678 (225 amino acids)
Source: RefSeq, a predicted model, not a curated record
AUGAAGGCUUUAUACGUGUUGGCGUUGUUUGCUGUACUAUGUGUUGUCAGGGGACAACAGUAUUUCUCCGGUGGCUUGAUAUCCGCCCCGUACAGUAACUUUGACACUGUAGGAACUUACAUGGGCGGAUCCAGAUUUGGACAAGGAUGGAUGGGAUCAAUAAAUAGUAUCCUCUCCGAAGUUGUCUCUGGAUUUGGAAGUCCACAACCGUUCAUCGGAAGCGGUUUUGGACAAAGAAUGGCGGGUGGUUUCGGCGAGGUUAUUCCUAUAACGUCUGGCGGAUUUGGAGGAUUUAGUGCAAGUCAAGGAAUAACUGGUUUAAGUGGAAUUGGUGGAUUAGGAGGAAUAAGUGGAGGAAUCACCUUUGGAGAGGGUAUUGAGGGAGGAAGAUAUCCACCUGGAUCAUUCAUUGGACCCGCACCGGACUUCUUGUCGGGUGAUAACACUAAUGAUGUUAUUUCUCGAGGGGAUAUUUCGAAUUCAUGGGGUCGUGGUGAUGUGAUAGAUACCGGAUUUUCGCGAGGCGGCUCUGGUCCUUGGGUACAAACUGUGAACCCCGGAUUCUCUUUCGGGUCAUCCAACUCUUGGGGUAGGAGCGGUGUAAUGGACUCCGGAUUUUCCUUAGGAUCCUCCAAUUCAUGGUCUCAAGGAAACGUUGCAUCUUCGCCCAUCUACUAA